AUGGGCUCCAUUUCCCCCUUCAACAUCGCCGUACCGGAUUCGCAGCUCAAACAACUCAACGAGAAACUCGAAGCAGCAAAAUUCCCCGAUGAACUGGACGAAGCUGGCUGGGACAUGGGUGUUCCACUCGCUGAGAUGAAGCGCCUGGUCACAACAUGGCGUGAGAACUUUGACUGGCGCGCCCAAGAAAAGAAGUUGAACGAGCAGCUCAACCAGUUCAUAGUCGCCAUUCGUGUGGAUGGCUUUGGUGAACUCGAUAUCCAUGUCGUGCAUCAUCAGAGUGGGAGUCCACGCGCUAUUCCUCUCUUGUUUAUUCACGGAUGGCCGGGAAGCUUCCUCGAAGCUACGAAAUUAAUCCCACUGCUUUUGAAGGGCGAUGAUGGUCCAGCCUUUGAUGUUGUGGUACCUUCAUUGCCUAACUAUGGUUUCUCACAGGGUGUGCAGAUGAGAGGAUUUGGUCUAGCUCAGUAUGCCGAGACUAUGCACAAGGUGAUGAUCACCCUAGGGUAUGAAGAAUACGUCAUCCAGGGAGGAGACUGGGGAAGCAUGAUCGCCCGCACCAUGGCACAGUACUACAGCAGGCACAUCCAAGCCAUCCACCUUAACUUCAUCCCCGUGAUACCCCCUUUCCCAUGGCGGAAUCCUCUCCGAUUCCUUUGUUCCCUAGCAAGCGUGCCUUUCUCUGCUAAGGACCGGAGGGCUAUCGGCCGCACCGUGGACUAUGCUCUCAAUGGCAGUGCGUACAUGAAGCAGCAAGAGACCCGGCCGCAGACAUUAGGGUAUGGCCUGCAUGACAGCCCAGUGGCGCUUCUCGCGUGGAUUUACGACAAAUUACAUUUGUGGUCAGAUAACUACCAAUGGACAGAUGACGAGAUCCUGACCUGGAUCAGCGUGUACUAUUUCUCGCGGGCUGGGCCGACAGCAUCGACUCGGAUCUACCAUGAAGGCUCGGCAUCGAAGCCUGAAAGUAAGGACACCGGGGGUGAUAGCAAGCAGGAGAUGAUUACGAACUGGAUGACUCUUUCUGAGGUGCUGUCGGCUUCUGCGCAAUAUAAUGUGCGGUUUGCUGUCGCGCAGUUCAAGGGAGAGAUUAUCCAGUGGCCUAUUACUUGGUACCGUUCGAUUGGAAAUGUGGUGCAGGAGAAGGAGUUUGAGCGUGGUGGCCAUUUUGCUGCUUGGGAGGUGCCCGAAGUACUGGCGGGUGAUGUGAAAGCAUUCCUGGGCAGGGAUGGGCCAGCCUACGAGGCGGUCCAGGGUAAAGAUGGCUAUUGA
Messenger RNA from Penicillium atrosanguineum, 1272 nucleotides. RefSeq names its product epoxide hydrolase. The coding region runs from base 1 to 1272 and encodes 423 amino acids. The record is from RefSeq and is a predicted model, not a curated record. Gene Ontology annotation, biological process: epoxide metabolic process. Gene Ontology annotation, molecular function: epoxide hydrolase activity. The transcript is spliced from 4 exons. Lineage: Eukaryota; Fungi; Ascomycota; Eurotiomycetes; Eurotiales; Aspergillaceae.